Molecule: messenger RNA, 540 nt
Organism: Brassica rapa (field mustard)
Lineage: Eukaryota; Viridiplantae; Streptophyta; Magnoliopsida; Brassicales; Brassicaceae
Product: protein translation factor SUI1 homolog 1-like
Biological process (GO): translational initiation
Molecular function (GO): translation initiation factor activity
Source: RefSeq, a predicted model, not a curated record
UCUUAGUGUUUUGUGUAACUCAUACUGAAGUGUAGUUUACUUGAUGGGUAACUGUUCUGUUUAUAUCAUGGUGUUUUGUACCCAUCUGAGUGUGUUAAACUCUUAUUAUGACAUUGGUCUUCUUGCUCAGGUCUCAGAUUCUCUGUCCUUUUGCCCAUCAGAUCAACAAAGUUUCAUGUCUGAACUUGAUUCCCAGGUCUCUACUGCCUUUGACCCGUUUGCUGAUGCGAAUGCUGAGGACUCAGGUGCGGGAACAAAGGAGUACGUCCACAUCCGUGUGCAGCAGCGCAAUGGUAGGAAAAGCUUGACAACAGUCCAAGGGUUGAAGAAAGAGUAUAUUUACAGCAAUAUACUUAAGGACCUCAAGAAAGAGUUUUGUUGCAACAGUACAUUGGUUCAUGACUCUGAACUCGGACAUGUUCAUGUUUAUUUUACAGCAAGAUAUUUAAGGACCUCAAGAAAGAGUUUUGUUGCAACGGUACAUUGGUUGCAAACACAAUAAUUGCAUAUAAAUAAAUAUAUUAUCAAUUUAAAUAUCAA